Lycium ferocissimum is the source of this 870-nucleotide messenger RNA. RefSeq lists its product as uncharacterized. The transcript has 2 exons. NCBI's taxonomy places the organism in Eukaryota, Viridiplantae, Streptophyta, Magnoliopsida, Solanales, Solanaceae. The coding region runs from base 208 to 639 and encodes 143 amino acids. The record is from RefSeq and is a predicted model, not a curated record.
UGUUUUGAGAGGUUGGAUAAAGAUAAAGCGACAAUUCUGAUAAACCCCACCUUGUAACACUCCAUUCUUUCAAGGGUUUUAGAACUGAUCUUUCAGUUCCUGCUUCAUCUUGAUUUUGCUUCAGUUUUUUCAACAGAAAUCUAAAACAAAAAGGCUGACGCUGGCUCAUUUUUCUUGUGAUAGCAAUACAAAUAGAGAGUGCAUCAUAUGGCGAGUCUCAUAACAAUGCCUGCUUUAAGCCACUUAUCCACCAACACGAGCAGCAUACAACGAAGAAAUUUGUGUGCAACGUCCAGGAGAUGUCGAGGAGUUAGAGCAUUGAUGACAGAGAAACCACUGGAGGAUUUGUAUCACGUGAGAGUUGAGAGAGAUGUGACAAAAGAUCGACUAAUGGAGCUUGGAGUUCCACGAUGGUCAAUGUGGAAAACUGGCAAAUGCAAGUUACCUUGGGAUUGGCAUGUAGAUCAGUUGGUUUACAUUGAAGAAGGUGAAGUAAGGGUGGUACCUGAAGGAAGCAAAAGAUUUAUGCGGUUUGUGGCAGGAGACCUUGUUCGGUAUCCAAAAUGGUUUGAAGCUGAUCUCUAUUUCAAUGACUUCUACCAAGAGCGUUAUAGCUUUCGAGCAUAUGGAGAUGACUAGUGAAUUUAUUUCCUGCAACUUCCCGGGUUUUCUAGUGCAGUUCACUUAUUAGUAAUCUGUUUCAUAAGCAUCUUCUGAUUGCUGUCUUUGUAAUACAAAUAGUAGAACAUGGUCUAUCUAAAUGGUAUGGUGGCCAGAUAACAUUCAAUUCAGUAGUGGUAUGAAUGAUUAUCUAUGCACUGGUCAAUUCCGAUAUAAAUUUUGAAUACAACCUUCCAUCUUUUCCUCUCA